Molecule: messenger RNA, 276 nt
Organism: Schistosoma mattheei
Lineage: Eukaryota; Metazoa; Platyhelminthes; Trematoda; Strigeidida; Schistosomatidae
Source: the annotation of a GenBank genome assembly
AUGGACACAAAAAAACUUCCCGAGAGGUUCUUCAGGAAGAAGGCAGAGGCCUUCAACCGAAAGGUUAAAUAUGCUAAACAAAGUGUCACUCAAGUAGCAGCCCUACACAAUGUAUUGCCUGGCUAUCUUGAGAAGGAAGAUGAAAAUGAGAUGAUCACUCAAGAUGCUAUGUUGAAAGAAGUUGAUAUUGGUUCAGCAACUAAGCGUUUUGAUGUUAAACUACAGUAUGGACCGUAUGCGAUUGAUUAUUCACGAAACGGCAGCCCUGUGUGGUAA